Molecule: messenger RNA, 1131 nt
Organism: Emiliania huxleyi CCMP1516
Lineage: Eukaryota; Haptophyta; Isochrysidales; Noelaerhabdaceae
Exons: 3
Coding region: 1-1131 (376 amino acids)
Biological process (GO): carbohydrate metabolic process
Molecular function (GO): hydrolase activity, hydrolyzing O-glycosyl compounds
Source: RefSeq, a predicted model, not a curated record
AUGAGCUUGGAUGCGCUAAUUGUGUCGGCAGCCGGUGGCGCGCUCGCGAAGCAGUGCCCCACCGAGCUUAGCCGCGCCGUGGCGGCUCAGGCGGCCGGCGCCCCCGCAGAGCCGGCGUCGCAGCAUGUGACGCCCGAAAUGCAGCCGCGGCCCGGUGAGUACAAUUCCGAUGUGCUCGGCGGCCUUGACCUUGCCGUCGCCGAGAUCUCAAAGAGAAAUAUGACGGCGACCCUCUGUCUGGGCAACAUGUGGCAGUGGAGCGGCGGCUUCGCCGCCUACGUCUUUUGGGCAACUGGCCUCCGGCCUCCUCGAAUGACGCCUCACGCGACGGACGAAGACUGGCAAGCGCAUCAGAACUACGCGAGCCGCUACUACGAGCUCCCUGAGGCGCAGGAGUUGUGGCAGCGCUUCGUCGCGACUUUGCUCCAACGCUUCAACCGGCACACCGCGCGGACCUACCGCGAGGAGCCAGCAAUCCUCGCGUGGCAGCUCGCCAACGAGCCCCGCCCGAUCACCCACCGCGACGCGUAUCGCAAGUGGAUCGUAGCAUCGGCCGCCUUCCUGAGACAGCGCGACUGCGGCCACCUCAUAUCGCUAGGGUCGGAGGGGCCGACACCGUGGCCCAGUUAUGUUGGCACAAACCUGGCGAAGGACCACGCAGUGGUCGACUACGUAACGGUCCAUGUCUGGCCCCAGAACUGGGGGUGGUUCGACCCGCAGAACGGGGCGGGUCUCGACUCGGCGUGGGCUCUCGCCGAGGUGUACGUGCGUGGCGCACUCACAGAAGCUGAGCGUCUCGACAAGCCUCUCGUGGUCGAGGAAUUUGGCCUUGCGCGCGACGCCGGCUCCUACGCCGCUGGCUCCACGACCGCAUUGCGCGACAUCUUUUACCGCCGCAUGUGCAGGCUCAUUGCUGGCGGCGGCCGGGCUGCCGCCGGGCUCGGAUUUUGGGCGUGGGGCGGCGAAGGCCGGCCAAGCCGACCUCGCUCGGUCUGGAAGGCUGGCGACGCUCUCCUGGGAGACCCGCCGCACGAGCUGCAGGGUUGGUAUUCGGUCUAUGACACCGACGCAUCAACCCUCGUCGUGAUAGCCCAGUGUUCGCACAUGCUGCAGCAGGCCGCGCACAAUUAG